Molecule: messenger RNA, 1085 nt
Organism: Linderina pennispora
Lineage: Eukaryota; Fungi; Kickxellomycota; Kickxellomycetes; Kickxellales; Kickxellaceae
Exons: 5
Coding region: 153-893 (246 amino acids)
Source: RefSeq, a predicted model, not a curated record
UUGCCAUUUCUUCCAUCCUUUCUCAACUAAAGCAAUUAUAAGAGCAGCAUUCCAUCACUACAUCCCGCUUUACACCACAAUGCCAGAGGUUGCCGAUACGCGGGAUGUCGCAGUAGUUGCCGCCUGCUCAACUAUGCUGCUUUUUCAGCUUCAUGGUCCUCAUUUUUAUCAAUUACAACCGCUCGUAUACACCACUGAAGUGCAAAAAUAUCCCGCUGCUUAACCUAUCGUUUCUUAGUAAAUGGGUAUGGUGCUAUGGUUUGUGGGCGAUGUCUUUGCAAACCAUCCCGUCCCUGACACACACGUCAUGGGCCAUCUGCAUUGCGACAAUCUCGUGGCUGCGCAUGUCGCUCGGAAUGUUUGCCGUUGUGUGCCUGCUCAUUUUCCGCACCUUUGAGUAUAUUUGCAUUUUUGAGUACAAAAUCCGUGCCACUGGUCGCUACCUCUGGAUCCCACUUGCCACCAUGGCAACUGUCUGCUUGCUGUACGGGAUUCUCGCCACUGUGCUUCCCGAAGAGAAGGGCAUCCAGUAUGUGGCCGUGCUAAUCUCGCUGCUGGUUGUGUGUGCAGUAUUCACUUAUAUGGCGCGCGACAUCCAGUCGUCGUUUAAUGAGUUCAGAGAGCUGCUGGCCACGUUCUUUGUCACCAUCAUUGCCAUUUUGGUGCAGGUCAUUUUGCGCUGGGUGCCGAAUAUCUCGGGCAACGAGUUCGCAUACAACACACUGGUCACGCUGACCGACUUUAUCGUGUGCCAGGUCAAUUUUUACUUCUUGGCAUACUUGCGCUUCUUCUUGAAGAAGCUGCGUCGUGAGAACAACGAGUCGGUGUAUGAGAUUGCGAACGGUGCACAGAUGCAGCGCUGGAGCACUAGCCAUGAUCGGACGGACUCCUGAAGCUGAGAUGUACGACGAGUACUAUUAUUAUGAAAACAGCCCGGACCUAAUCGUCGAUGAUAGCGUGUUAAAAAUUCAGCACCCGCCCAGGGCGCUCGUUUAAACCUAGAUUCCCCUUCCCUUUCUGUACAUACUAUUUCCCGCAUGUAGUGCAUACACGUCUGUCCAAAUUGGCAAAUUUAAAAAUAAAAC